CAGCACAGCAGGCAGGGUUGGAGGUUCAGUCUCAGUCAGCCGAGGAGGGGGCACUGUUGUCAUUCACCACGGCUGUGUGUCAAGCUGUUGUCUAGGAGAAAUGGCCGGGAUUAAAGCUCUCAUCAGCCUGUCCUUUGGAGGGGCCAUCGGCCUCAUGUUCCUCAUGCUAGGAUGUGCCCUCCCUGUGUACGACAAAUACUGGCCGUUGUUCCUCCUCUUCUUCUACAUCCUCUCUCCCAUCCCUUACUGCAUCUCGCGGAGGGUGGUCGACGACACAGACUCGGCCAGCAACGCCUGCAAAGAGCUGGCCAUCUUCCUCACGACGGGCAUCGUCAUUUCAGCCUUCGGCCUGCCCAUCGUCUUCGCAAGAGCUGAAGUAAUCGCCUGGGGAGCGUGCGCGCUCGUGCUAACGGGUAACGUAGUCAUCUUCGCCACCAUCCUGGGCUUCUUCCUGGUCUUCGGAUCCAACGACGACUUCAGUUGGCAGCAGUGGUAAAACAGCAGAGGGAGGGGGACCUUAGUCUGAACUGUUUUUAUUAGCGUUACAAUUAUUAUUGGUAUUACUGUUUGGUUCUUGUUGUUGUUAUUUAUAUGAUGACCGCCCAUCCAUAGACUCACACCAAACCAGUGCAAUACUUUUUUUGUUUCUUUUGUUGGGUUUUUUUUUUUUUUUUUUUUUUUACCGCCUGCAUCAUACUGAAGUGACACGAGGUGGAUGGAAUAUGCUGACUUUCAGUUGGAUUUUUUCCUCAUUUGAACUUUCGCUCUCUGACUUUUCAUGUUGUGAGUUUUCUCCCAUCUGUGUUUUCAUUUUGAGUGUUGAAAGACGAAACCACUUGUGUUAUCUGUUUAAAAAAAAAAAAAAAAAAAUGUUUUAAAAAAAAAAUCCAAUUGAAUGUCUAAGAAGAUUCGAUCUGAUCUUAAAGGACGGUGUCAAGGUCGUCCGGCGUCCUUUUCUACCAUUUAGCAGAUACUCUGAAAAGAUGGAAAAAUAAUCUCUUUUCUAUGUAAGAACACAGAUGGGUGUCCAUUUCCAGUCUAAAUGCUGAGUCAAGUGGAAAUCAGCAAGAAAACUGAUAGAAAAAUCUGCACAAUAUGAGCUCGGAUUUCACCACUCACCAUGAGAAACAGCUGUUUCCAUUUGUCACGGGACAGAAACGGUCCUGUGUUGUGUUUUUGAUUUUUUUUUUGUCACAGCAAAAAGGUGAAAACUCAGCUGAUGGACUGCAGAUUUUUGUCCGCUUUCUGCUUGUUUAAUGUUACAACGCCUAAGCUGUGAACAAAUGAUCAGUGUGAGUGUGUGAGAGAGUGAGAGUGUGUGUGUGUGUGAAAGUGUCAGGCUGUUGCCACCAACCCCCCCCCCCCUCACACACACACAUAUUUCAAACCCUGUUUCAUGGGUUUUAAAUCAGUUGUCUUUUCUGCAAUGUGUCCUUUCUGUUUCUCAUCACACAAAAUAAGGAGAUGCUGUUCAGGAGCAGCGUGCGAGCGUUUGUUUUCUCUCCUGAACCUGCAGGAGAGGAUUCACACCGACACCCUGACCCGUCACCACAGAGAUCAAAUUAAACUGACUCGGUGGUUUCUCAGGUGGCAAAUGGAUGCAGGCUGCUUAUUCACCGUGUUCUUUUUUUUUUUUUUUUUUUUUUUUUUUUUUUUUUUUGCAUAUGAUAGCUCUUACCUCACUGUAAGUAUGGGUUAGACUUGCCUCGUCAGGUCAAGAGAGCAUGAAAAGCCUGCAGUAGCCGCCAGCUAGCGUAGGAUUAGCUUUGAGGACAGCAGCCUUGUUGGAAAAUGCGGCCAAGCUAAGACCUGGGCUACUUAUAUAACCGAGGCCUGUUCAAGACACUAACAGCCCUUAAGCUUUUAAACGUGACCCCUUCCAAGUAAAAGAAUCCAGCGAUUAUGGUGGGUGUUUAGUGUUACAUUUCCUCUCUAGAAGCACAUUCGGUCCACAUUUUGGCCAACAUGCCAUCGCAUUUCUUCACACCAGCAUUUCCAGGAUAAAAAAAAUAAUUUAUGUCCGGACUAUGUGAAGGAAAUUGUAGGUUGAUUUGUUGCAGCUCUUGGGGGAACGACGGGGGCCCUGCAGUCAGUUAGGUGCAGCUUUCCAGUCUGCUGUCAUGUUUAACUGCAUUAGCCGUAGCUAAACGAGGAAUUAAGCAUCUGCUGCCUCGUCGCUGCGCCGCCGUGUUGAAUGGAGGGUUGAGUGUUUCCUUUUUUGGAUGUUGAUUUUGUUGUUUGUUUGAUUUCUGUGGAAGCUCAGUUUGAAUAUGUGCUCUCUGGGAGAUGAAAAAUGUGUUGUUGAUGAUUUUAAAUGAAAGUAAUUGUAAUUUGUUUUAUUUUUGUCCCAUCAUUUCAUAGAUAACCUAUCGUAGUCCAGCCCAGAAUGCACUUCCACCAUGGGUUUCCACACACAGCAGAUUUCCAACACGUUUAAGCAGUGAUUCCCAACCUAUGAGCUGGGAUCCCCAAGGAGUCCUUAAGAUACAUCUGAAAGGUCACCAGAUGAUUUUAAUCUGAUAUUGGAUACUUUCACCCUCUCAGACCUCUAAAAAUCCACCAAAUAAGACAAAUCUGAGAAGGAAACAUCACUCUGUGGUCGAACUGUUGAACUCAUUUCCACAUUAUGGCCAUAACGCAACCUGUGAUGAGGAGUCUUAAGUAGACACUGGUUCAUUUUCAGAGGUCCCAGAGGAUGAAUCCUACUGACUUUGGUGAUCUCUUGACUUUUCCAUUGAUGCCAUUAGGCCAAAAUUUUAAUGGUUUAGCACUGCAGCUAAGGAUUAUAUUCAUUAUCACUUAAUCUGUUGUUUAUUUUCUUGAUUAAUCAGUUGUGUGAUCUAUAAAAUAUCAGAAAAUGGUGAAACAUGUCACCAAAAGCUCAAGAUGACAUCCUUAGAAUUUUUACUUUUUUCUAAAAAAAAAAAAAAAUGACUCCAAGGGAUCAAUAAAGUAUCAAAACAGUUGCUGAUUAAUUUAAUAGUUGAAAACUAAUUGAUUAACGGUCGCAGCUCUUAUCCUUUAGCCUCAGAUCUUUUCUUUAUAAAUUAUAUUAAAAAAACAAAAAAAAUCUGACGAGGGAACUCAUGGCUCACAAAGUAUUAACUGACAUCUGGGUUGUUGCACUACAAACGGUCACUAACACUCUGCAUGUCUCUGUUAUCCGUUAGCCGACUCCUCCAGAGAUCACAACCUCAGUGAAGGCGUUGAUUGUAUUAAAAGCACCAGAAUGACGGCAGCUUUUUAGCCUCAGUUGAAAACAUAUUUAAGCAAGCUAUUGUUCAAAACUACUGACAUGAUAUUUGCAUAUUAUUAUUAUUAUUAUGUAACACCACUUUGAAUCUAAGUGAACAUGCUCUUAACAGUAGAUGAACCCACUGGUGGUGAUCUGUAAGCCUGUUGUUUGACAAGCAGGGUAACUUCCAUAUUGUGUGAACGUCUGUACGACACUGUAUGUAUUUUAAGCUAAACACGUCAAAAUGUUUUCUGACUUUGUUUCGUAGUCCAAUGUUAUCUCCUCCUCUGGUGUGUAACUGUGGGAUGGGUUUUCCUCUGUGUUUCUGUUUUUAAGAGAGAGAUGUUAUGUUUUUUUUUUGUUUUUUUUUUUGCUCUUACAGAUCUGAGAGGAUGUUGUAUUUAUUUAUUUUAUAGGACGCUUCAUGUCAAAUGUCCCAACGCCAUUUUCUAUCUACAACUUUUGUGUUCAAGAGGCAGAAGUCAGCAUGGUGGGGUUUUCUUUUUUUUUUUUGUUGUUGUUUUUUUUAAAUAAACGCCAUUUUUGAACAUCC
This is a messenger RNA of Thunnus maccoyii (southern bluefin tuna), 3788 nucleotides long. It is a transcript of the gene leprotl1, whose product is annotated as leptin receptor overlapping transcript like 1. Lineage: Eukaryota; Metazoa; Chordata; Actinopteri; Scombriformes; Scombridae. The coding region runs from base 101 to 496 and encodes 131 amino acids. The transcript is spliced from 4 exons. Gene Ontology annotation, biological process: negative regulation of growth hormone receptor signaling pathway; late endosome to vacuole transport via multivesicular body sorting pathway. The record is from RefSeq and is a predicted model, not a curated record. Gene Ontology annotation, cellular component: endosome.